Morchella sextelata is the source of this 645-nucleotide messenger RNA. RefSeq lists its product as uncharacterized. Gene Ontology annotation, cellular component: Ndc80 complex. Lineage: Eukaryota; Fungi; Ascomycota; Pezizomycetes; Pezizales; Morchellaceae. The transcript is spliced from 6 exons. Gene Ontology annotation, biological process: chromosome segregation. Bases 1 to 645 code for a protein of 214 amino acids. The record is from RefSeq and is a predicted model, not a curated record.
AUGGCUGUUACUCUCCCUCCGAUCAAUUUCGGCUUUGAAGAGCUCAGAGACCGCAUGGUGCGUUUUACAGUCAAUUUCGACGAGUAUAUUGAGAGAAACCGGAAGCGUAUCUUGGAGGAGAGAAACGAGUUUGCCAAAAACGUUGUCGAGGAUAAAGAUACCCAGCGGAUGUUAAAGAAAGAAAUUGAGCACUAUAAGCAAAAGGAGAAAGAUGUCGCUGAGAUCGUUGCAAAAGAAGACCAAGAAGCUGCUGAAGCAGAACAAGCCAUUUCUGAGAUGGCCCGCAAAAAGCAAUGUAAAGAGGAACAACGCACACACCUUUUAGCGCAAAUUGAAGAGACUCAAGAAGCUAUACUCAAGAAGAGAAAAAUGAGAGCGGCUGAACGUAAAACCUUGAGUUCUCAAGCUUCACGUAAUACCCCAGAGCUCUUGUUCUGGGAAGAUUAUCUAGGCAUGCGUAUAGAAGGGGCAGGUGUCACCGACCACCUGAAGUUUGUCUUCACACAUAUUAUUGAUUCCGAUUGGACUAAAGAGUUCUCUUUCAUUGUCAACAUGGUUACUAGAGACUAUGAAGUCAUACAAUGUCGGCCAAAGGUAGACAAGACGAAAAUAAUCGAUGUAGUGGACAAAUUGAACGAAAGGUAG